Messenger RNA from Pelmatolapia mariae (spotted tilapia), 6021 nucleotides. RefSeq names its product insulin-degrading enzyme-like. Bases 546 to 3482 code for a protein of 978 amino acids. The transcript has 25 exons. Gene Ontology annotation, cellular component: mitochondrion; cytosol; peroxisomal matrix. Gene Ontology annotation, molecular function: metalloendopeptidase activity; metal ion binding. Lineage: Eukaryota; Metazoa; Chordata; Actinopteri; Cichliformes; Cichlidae. Gene Ontology annotation, biological process: amyloid-beta metabolic process; peptide catabolic process; hormone catabolic process. The record is from RefSeq and is a predicted model, not a curated record.
ACAAAGUUGUGCGCACAUGAGCUCACAAUCACUGAAAAGAGAGUGGUUGUUUUUGUUUGUUUGUUUGUUUUCCCGUUAUUUUUCAGCAGCUUUUCAUUUUCACCCAAACAAAACGCUGAACUCCUCACCCCGGCAGUGUAAUCGAUGUCAGAUUCACUGACAGUGCGCAAUAUUAUGAACUACUACUCUGUAGGAUCUGAUGCUUCCCGUCUGUUUCACCUUCACCUAUACCAGGAUGUAAGUGUCAGAAUUUACUGAAGACACAUUUACAGAAAUGUGACAUCCUGCCCUGGUGAGGCGCUCGCUCUUCUGCUAUCGAUUGCUUGCGUCUGUUAAACGAUGACGCUACAGACGUUAAGGUUUCGUUUUCUAUAUGCAUAAAUCCAAACAGUUCAAAACUGUUUUCAUACUGUCUCAGGCUACAAAGUGUGUAUAAGUGCAUUAACCAAAAGCUCCAGUCAACAAGAGUCAGCAGGCUACCUCUUCUGUUUUAACCGAACUGUUAGGUAAGCCCUAUCAGGCUGGUGUCAUCCUUGUCAGUCAGAAUGACCGACCCGGUUGUGGGGAGGGUAGUUAGUGAUGUCAUUCGCUCACCUGAGGACAAGCGGGAGUACAGGGGCCUGGAGUUUACCAAUGGCCUGAAGGCAAUGCUCAUCAGUGACCCAACCACAGACAAAUCUUCAGCUGCUUUGGAUGUCCACAUAGGUUCUCUGUCUGACCCACCAAACAUCUCAGGGCUGGCGCACUUUUGUGAACACAUGCUGUUCCUGGGAACAGAGAAGUACCCCAAGGAGAACGAGUACAGCCAGUUCCUCAGUGAGCACGCAGGCAGCUCCAAUGCCUUCACCAGCAGAGAACAUACCAACUAUUACUUUGAUGUUUCCCAUGAGCACUUGAAAGGAGCGUUAGAUAGGUUUGCCCAGUUCUUUCUGUGCCCAUUGUUUGACGAGAGCUGCAAGGACCGCGAGGUGAACGCUGUGGACUCUGAGUACGAGAAGAACCUGAAGAAUGAUACCUGGAGGCUGUUUCAAUUGGAAAAGGCCACUGGCAACCCAAAACACCCUUUCAGUAAAUUUGGAACAGGUAAUAAAAUGACACUAGAGACAAGACCAUCUAAAGAGGGGAUUGAUAUCCGUCAGGAGCUCCUGAAGUUCCACUCCACGUAUUACUCAUCCAACCUCAUGGGACUGUGUGUGUUAGGAAGAGAGUCGUUGGAUGAGUUGACGGCCAUGGUGGUUAAGUUAUUUGGAGAAGUGGAAAACAAGAAUGUGCCUAUUCCAGAAUUCCCCGAACACCCUUUACAAGAAGAACAACUUAAAAAAUUCUACAAAGUGGUUCCCAUCAAAGACAUUAGGAAACUUUAUGUGACUUUCCCCAUCCCAGACCUACAGAAGUACUACAAAUCGAAGCCAGGACGUUAUCUGGGACAUCUGAUUGGUCACGAAGGACCUGGAAGUUUGUUUUCUGAGCUAAAAUCUAAAGGCUGGGUGGACACAAUCCUUGGAGGACACAAAGAGGGAGCCAGAGGAUUCAUGUUCUUCAACAUCAAGAUGGACUUGACUGAGGAAGGCCUCUUGCACAUUGAGGACAUAAUCUUCCACAUGUUCCAAUACAUCCAGAAACUCCGUUCUGAAGGGCCUCAAGAGUGGGUGUUUAACGAGUACAAGGAUUUAAAAAAAGUUGCUUUCAGGUUUAAAGACAAGGAGCGUCCUCGUGACUACACUUCCAAAAUAGCAGGUUUACUACAGCACUACCCUCUUGAAGAAGUUCUAUCAGCAGAGUACUUCUUGGAAGACUUCAGGCCAGAUUUGAUUGAGAUGGUGCUGGAUAAGCUGAGACCAGAACACGUCAGAGUUAUAGUUGUGUCAAAAUCAUUUGAAGGACAAACAGACAUGACAGAAGAGUGGUACGGCACGCAGUACAAACAGGAGGCCGUCUCUGAGGAGACCAUCAAGAAAUGGGCAAAUGCAGACCUCAACGGCAAAUUCAAAUUGCCAAUGAAAAAUGAGUUCAUCCCUACCAACUUCGAGAUCUACCCUCUUGAGAAAGACUCUCCGUCAGUUCCCACUUUAAUCAAGGACACUGCUAUGAGCAAGGUGUGGUUCAAGCAGGAUGACAAAUUCUUCCUCCCCAAGGCUUGCCUGAACUUUGAGUUCUUCAGCCCGUUUGCGUACGUGGACCCAUUGCAUUGUAACAUGGCAUAUUUAUACCUGGAGCUUCUCAAGGACUCCCUCAACGAGUAUGCAUAUGCAGCCGAGCUAGCUGGCUUGAACUAUGAACUCCAAAAUACCGCCUAUGGAAUGCAUCUGUCUGUUAAAGGCUACAGUGACAAACAGCACAUCCUGCUGAAGAAGAUCAUCGAGAAGAUGGCCACUUUUGAGAUAGACGAGAAGCGCUUUGACAUCAUCAAGGAAGCUUACAUGAGGUCUUUGAAUAACUUCAGAGCUGAGAGGCCUAACUAUCAUGCCAUGUACUACCUCCAUCUUCUAAUGACCGAGGUUGUUUGGACCAAAAAUGAGCUCAGAGAGGCUCUAGAUGAUGUAUCUCUCCCACGCCUUAACAUCUUCAUACCUCAGCUGUUGUCGCGGUUACAUAUCAAAGUCCUUCUUCAUGGCAACAUCACCAAGGAGUCUGCUCUUGGCAUGAUGCAAAUGGUGGAGGACACGCUCACUGAGCAUGCUCACACAAAGCCUCUCCUCCCGAGCCAGCUGAUUCGCUACAGACAGGUGCAGGUUCCAGACGGUGGCUGGUAUGUUUACCAGCAAAAGAACGAGGUGCACAAUGAUUGUGGCAUCGAUAUCUACUACCAAAUAGACAUGCAGAGUACCCACGACAACAUGCUGCUGGAGCUGUUCGCUCAGAUCAUCUCUGAGCCCUGCUACAGUACACUGAGAACCAAAGAACAGCUGGGCUACAGCGUGCAUAGUGGGCCACGUCGGGCUAACGGUGUGCAAGGUCUCUACUUCCUCAUCCAGUCAGAGAAGGCGCCCCACUACCUGGAGAGCCGAGUGGAAGCCUUCCUGUGUACUAUGGAGAAAGCUGUGGAGGAGAUGAGCGAGGAAGCCUUCCAGAAACACAUCCAAGCCCUGGCCAUCCGCCGCCUGGACAAACCGAAGAAGCUGUCUGCUGAGUGUGCUAAAUACUGGGGAGAGAUCAUCUCUCAGCAGUACAAUUUUGAUAGAGACAACAUUGAAGUGGCGUAUUUGAAGACUCUGACAAAAGAAAACAUAAUGGAGUUUUACAGAGAGCGACUGACGGUCGAAGCCCCAAAGAGACACAAAGUGUCGGUGCACGUGCUGUCCAGGGAGAUGGACUCCUGUCCAGUAGUGGGAGAGUUCCCUGCUCAGAAUGAUGUCAACCUGGCUCCUGCUCCUUCCCUGCCACAGCCCACAGUGAUUCAGGACAUAACAGAGUUCAAGAGGAGUCUGCCUCUGUUCCCUCUGGUCAAACUUCACAUCAACCUCAAGGCAGCCAAACUGUGAGCGAAGCCAGCAGGUCGACACAGCAGGGAGGCACGGAGGGUGGCUCCUGCCAUCAGGAAGACCUUCAUCUGACGGAGCCUGCAUGAGUGUGUGUUUGUUUGCGUGGAUGCAUGUUGAAUGCGGGUGUGUGCACGUGUAGCAGGGAGGAGCCACUCAAAGAGGAAACAAAAGAAUCACAAAGUUGUUGACGUAGCUGUGGUAAUUAUAGAGGUAACACCAGAAUCACCUCAUGUAACGUCUCCAAGAGGAGACGUAAGCUCACGCUUCACAGCACUGUGUAGGCUGCUGUAGACGAAAAAGAAGCAAAAAACAAAGAGAGACCCUUUAGGUCCAUGCCUGCAUGGAAACAUGUUUGCCUGAAAACUGCUCAAAUUUAGGAGGAGAUGUUUUUAAAUUGCUAACUACUAAACCAUGCUCAUACAUCUUUCUUUUUUACUGCAUUUUACAGUAGUGUGUCACUCAGACAUUUCAGGGGUAUGUCCAUGCUGUUUGGUUUGGGGGUUUUUAAAUUACAUUUUAUUAGUAAAUAAAAUAAAAAUAUUCAAUCUGUCAUCUACAUUAGUACGGUAUUCAAGUUAGUGUGAAAAGUAACGGCUGUAGAGACAUUUUGUUUCUCUCUGUUGAAGCUCUGGUGAGGUCGUCAGGAUCCGUUCACUCUGCAUGAGAGACUUUCUGCAGCUGCUGCCUUCAGAUUAGUUUGUAACCUGGUCUGAUUUGAGGCACAACCCUGGAAGAUCCAAAGAACCAGCAGCAGAAGCAUGCCUUAGUCUAUUACUUACACAGCAUGUAGCUCCACAGCGUCUCAGGAGAGCUGGUGAUAAAGCAGUUUUCACAGAGAGGUUUAGAAGAAACAUAUCAGGCUUGGGUGGGCCGUGCACUGUUUAACGUGAAGUACCUAGUGAGUAGUUUUCAUUUAGAAAAUCAGAUUUUUAAUUUCUGAAUGUAUUGAAUGACUGAUUGGCUGGUGGGGGUCAUGGGCAGGUGAAGAGUGCUGAGUUUGGUCUUUUUAUGUUGUUUUUGUGUGUUUCUAAUUAAUAAACAGCUGAAGGGAAGCUCGUCUGUCGCACUUUUCCAGUCUCAACACGUGCACGUCAACAUUUGGAAAAUACAUUUAUUCACAGAGCUCAUACUGUAGAAGUCUAAAGUUAGAAGCAUCGUGUGCAGUUCAGCCUCUCUCUUGGCAGAGAGGAGAUCUGAUGGGAAAGGUGUAGUUUGCAGAUCUCAGAACACCUGUACAGAAGUUGACAUGUGCAGGUUAAAUAUUCCAGGUGGUUGGUUAUACAGUGUGUUAAACAGGCUCUCACUCAGAUUCUCAUCUCAGCAAUAACUUGUUAAUUCAAAGCCACGUUAUUUACACAUGAACAAAGGAGUUUGAUACAUUAGGCUUCACGUCUUAUAAACCAAACUGUUUUGGUCGGUUCACUCAAAUUACAAAACUCUAUAUUCAUCCGUCCUAAUAUCUCAACAUUUCAAUACAUUUGCCAGAAAUUGUGGAUAAACUUGAACAUCUCCCUAUAUUUUUUCCACCGUUUCAAACCAAUAAAAUCCUACUUGAAAACUAAAAAUCAAAGUGUCUGUACACCACUUGGGCAGGACAAUACGGCUCGGUAUUUGAGUGAACUGACCCUUUAAUUUCCACAAGUGUCCAUUCAGAAGUGCUGGCUGCUGCAGUGAGUCUUCUUUAGUUACCAGUGUCCGAGGUCAUUCAGAGAAGUACCUGAGUCUGACCUGAGCUGGUCCAAGCUCAGGCAACUGAAGUCCCAUCAUGGCAGGCCGAGGGGGUGGAGGGUAUGAACUGCCUCUAAAAUCUGGAGGCAACGGCUUUAACUCAAGUGUCCGUCUCCUGUAAGUGCUGCACUGAAUGUUGAGUCAGGCACCCCAAGGUUUUCUAAUGUAUGUAUUAUCCACACAUCACGGCACAGUGCUCACCUGCACUGUGACGGGUGACAAGGCUUCAAGACACAUCACAUGAGAGCGUUUUGAAAAGUAGAGAUGAAGAAUACUGGACGAAGCAUGUGAACAAAGUAAACAGCUGUGUAUCAGCUUCUGAUCUGCGCUCGGCGUGUUAGCCGUUAGAUAAUCAGCUGCAGUGGCACAAUGACGUGGCGAGGCUAGUUUUCUGUUCUGCGUCAGGAUUCACAUCACAUCAUUUUACUGUUUGCUCACGAGUACAUUCCUUAUGCUCAACAUUAGUAGCUUAUGUUCAAAGAAGACUAUCAUCAGCCAAUGGGGUGCUGCGAAAUAAACAAUAUAAAACAAUUUGUAUUUUUAUAAAACUAAUUACACAUGCCCCACAUUUUAAUUCUUUAAAAUACAGUAGGUUUACAAUAGUUAACGUGAUUGCUGAAGCUCAUCCACCCUGCAGUCGUACUCAGGAAACAGGUGUGUGUGUGUGUGUGUGUGUGUGUGUGUGUGUGUGUGUGUGUGUGUGUGUGUGUGUGUGUGAGAGAGACUGUAACUGCACAUCAACUACUAACAUGCUCCAGUCCGCACGUCUCCAUCUUCACUUUAAGCCAGCGUCACAAAAUGUCAGCAAAGA